AUGCUAAAAUCCCUAUUUUCACUACUUUUCCUAGUAUUUCUAGUGGAUCUGAGCUCCGAGAAUAAUUUCGGACCAGCUUGUCUACCACAACGUCGGAAUUUCAAGCUUUACUACCCCUGCGAAGAAGAAACUUCCAUUUCGGAGGAGUGUGAGUCAAAUGAAUCAAACGAAAGAAAAAUUUGCUAACAAUGUGUAAAAUGUACUUGAAAGCUUCUAAUUAAAGCCUAAAUUUAGGGGGCGCAAAGCCCCGCCCCUUCACGCCACCAAAAUGACGAUUUUUUUGUUGCAAAAACGGUUUUGAGGCGUUUAUACUAGCUAAAGUCCCACUUUAAAAAUGAACUGUUUCUGUUAAUCUAUGUAAUCGACAACGCUCUACAAGACUGAAUAUUUUAAAAAAACUAUGUUUUUUUCAAAAAAAUAAGCGAAAAAAAGUAAGAUUUAACACGAAAAAAAACUGACAAGUUUCAUAAAAUCAUCGCGUUUCAGAAAAAGCAAGUGAGGAACGCUUCUAAAUUUUUGAGUAUGUUAUAUAUUAACACUUUCUUUAUUUUUUUCGAGUAAAAAAAUUUUUAAAAAAAUCUAACGACGCGAAAAAAAUCGAAGCUUGUAAAGUGACACCAAACUUUGAAGCUGAAAUGCGAAAAAAUUUCAGCGACAAGGUAUACUUUUUAUUUGAUUUAAAAACUCACAAUGUGUUCAAAAAUAAAAAUUCAGGAUGAAAAUAAUUAUUGGGACAGCGAAUUAAAUUAUAUUUGAAUUUUACCAAAACCUCCUUUUUUCGCCUGCCUCGUUGACGCAUGAGAGAAUAGGAUCGCGUCUAUACUUUUUUUCUUAUGUUAUUAAGCGUUCAAAAACUCUAUCAAUGAAAAAAAAUUAUGAAAAAAAUCUAACGACGCGAAAAAAAUAACGGCUUUGAAAAACCUCGAAAAAAAUGGCAAUUUUUUUGAAAUUUUUGGAAGAUUUCGUGCAAGCGUUCGUAGCUGUGUUUGCGUCAAACACACCGAUGCGUCAUUUUAAAUGUCGCAGGAGCCGUUUUUUUCGAGUCAAAUUGCACUUUUUUUCCUGUUUUUAUUUCGAAAUGACAUCAUUUUUUUCAUUUUUUUCUUUCUUCCAAACCGAAUGAUAAUAAUUUUUUUCUGAUUAGAAAAGAGAAAAAAAUAAGCUGAAAAUUCCUUCUGACCUUUUUUUCUAAGUAGUUUUUUUGAUAUUUUUAUCAAAAAAAUUCUUAUGAGAGUUAUACAAAAAGAUUUAUACCAAAACGUUAAGCUCAGAUCUAACAACCUCUCAGAACAGAAAACCGCUUUAAAAACGGUCCAGAAACGCGUAAAAACAUUUAAAAAGAAAGCGUGCGGCAGCGGGUAAACCGUGAGAUUUCGCCUCCAGUUGAACGCCGAGCGCGCUAGUUUUUUGGUCAUAACUUUUUUCUUAGUGGAGCUUUUUUCAAAAACUAAACGGAUUAUGAAAAUGGACAGUCUCCUCUAUCGAACAAUGUGAAAAACAUAUUUUUUGAAUCGUUCUGAAGAAAUGGCUUGCGGACCCUACCUAAAUUGCAUUUUCCUCACAGGUUUUGUGUUUAAAGAAAUUUAAAGGGUUUAAAGUUCGUUUUCGGGAAUAAAAUUUGGUUUUCUGAUGCCUUUGAGACGUCAUAACUCGACCAAGGGCCAAAACUCGUGAAAACUUUGAACCAAAAUGAUCUUUUUUCUGAAAACUGUUCUGUAUGGACAAUACUCUUACAACUUAUGAAUAUUUCUAACUGGUUUUAUUUAUUUCCAGUGGAGGCAAGGAACGACCAGAUGGCUAAACUACGUGGGGAGCCUUCAGAAUUCGCUCGUUCGGGAUUCUAUGAUCGACUUUUCAGGUCACUUCGAGCGUCGCUCAAUGCGGAAAAAAAAUCCGCAGUUUGAAGUUUUCGAAAAUAUUUUUGAAUCCUCAGAAAAUUCUUUGAAAAGGCAAGCUGAAGUGGAAGAGAAGAAAAAUUUUGGACCUUGUCCGGAGAUUUGAUUCAGCAUUGAAAACCUUGAAAAAUUUUUUAAAAAACCUUAAACUUCUAAUAAAACGACAAUGAUGAAUAUGAUUAGAGUUUUUUUUAGUUCAAAAAUAGUAGAAAACUCACAAAGAAAGUUCCAGAAGAUGGAACACGCCGGCCUCCUACAGCAACGACUUCAUUUACUGGCCAAACUACGGCUACAAUCCCAAUUUGCCUGCGAGUGGCCCAUACCGUUACAGUAACUGGUUCGUGAAGACCGAAUGA
Molecule: messenger RNA, 2251 nt
Organism: Caenorhabditis auriculariae
Lineage: Eukaryota; Metazoa; Nematoda; Chromadorea; Rhabditida; Rhabditidae
Source: the annotation of a GenBank genome assembly